Messenger RNA from Homarus americanus (American lobster), 2975 nucleotides. RefSeq names its product potassium voltage-gated channel subfamily KQT member 1-like. Gene Ontology annotation, cellular component: membrane. The transcript has 18 exons. The coding region runs from base 56 to 2476 and encodes 806 amino acids. Gene Ontology annotation, biological process: transmembrane transport; potassium ion transport. The record is from RefSeq and is a predicted model, not a curated record. Gene Ontology annotation, molecular function: protein binding; voltage-gated potassium channel activity. NCBI's taxonomy places the organism in Eukaryota, Metazoa, Arthropoda, Malacostraca, Decapoda, Nephropidae.
GCAUGACUUCCGUCGGUUAGGUCGAGUGGGCGGGUCGCGACUGCAUCAACCCAGGAUGAGCCUCCUAGGCAAACCCCUCAACUACAAGACCUCUCGCAGGGACGUCAGGUACAGACGGACGCAAGCCAGGGUCUACAACUUCCUCGAGAGGCCCAGGGGCGUCCGUGCUGUCAUCUACCACCUGGCUGUGUUCUGCACCAUCUUCGUCUGUCUAGUGCUGAGUGUGCUGCUGACGAUGCAAGACUACGAGGAACAGGCCACCACCAUCCUCUUCUACAUAGAGUCCUUCGUCGUUGUCUGGUUCACUAUAGAGUAUGUGCUGAGGUUGUGGUCAUCAGGGUGUCGUUCCAGGUACCAGGGGUUCUGCGGGAGGAUCAAGUAUGCCAAGCGACCCUUCUGCUGUAUAGAUAUUGUGACCAUCGUGGCGUCGGUGGUGGUCCUGGCCAAUGGGACUGGUGGCCAGGUGGUCUCGGCGGUCCGCGGCCUCCGAUUUUUUCAGAUCUUGCGGAUGGUGCGGAUGGACAGACGAGGAGGUACCUGGAAGCUGUUAGGGUCUGUCGUUUAUGCCCACAGACAGGAGCUGAUCACCACGCUGUAUAUAGGGUUCCUGGGGCUCAUCUUCUCCUCUUUCCUCGUCUACCUCGUCGAAAAAGACAACAACGAGAACUUCAGACACCUCCCGGACGCCCUCUGGUGGGGGGUGAUCACCCUGUGCACGGUGGGUUAUGGGGAUGUGGUGCCCAAGACCUGGCGGGGGAAGAUCAUCGCUUCAGGUUGUGCCCUUCUCGGGAUCUCAUUUUUCGCCCUUCCAGCGGGUAUCCUAGGCUCAGGGUUUGCCUUGAAAGUACAGCAGCAACAGCGUCAGAAGCACAUGAUCCGUCGGCGCCAGCCAGCAGCCACACUCAUACAGUGUUUAUGGCGGUGCUAUGCUGCUGAUGAGCACUCCAUGUCCGUCGCCACCUGGAAGAUACAUCAGGUCCCUCUGCCUUCACCACCCUCGAGACAAAUCAGCAUCAAGAUCGAGGAAAAGGAAAAGAUCACUAAUGCUUCUUCAAUCUUCAAACACAAUGCAUCCUUUGUUACUAGACUACCAACGAUUCGCCGUCAUAGAAAUGUUCAUUCACCUUCAAUCAAAAACAGACAUACAGAUUCUAAUCAUACGCUAGAAAAUCUUGUAAAUUCUAAUAGGUUAAAUGCGAGUCAUAGUGAAGAUUCCGUCUCCAAAGAAUCUUCGGAUGCAGUCUUAACAAAGAAAAAUUCUGAUGAUGAGGAUGAUAACCAGCCUCGGGUUCUUCAACUAACCAGCCAGCACAAAGCUGCCAUCAGAGCUAUAAGAAAGAUCAAAUAUUUCACGGCCCGGCGCAAGUUUAAGGAAGCGCUGAAGCCAUACGACGUAAAGGAUGUGAUUGAGCAGUAUUCAGCUGGGCACGUCGAUCUUCUGUCCCGUGUCAAGACUCUCCAGGGGAGACUAGACCAGAUAUUGGGGAAGCAGGGUUCUAAAGCCAAAGAUGUGUACGAGUCCAAGAUCAGUCUGGCAUCUAGGAUAGUUAAAGUGGAGAGACAGGUUGAUGAUAUUGAAUCCAAAUUGGAUCAGUUAAUCGACCUGUACAUGGAGGAUCGGAAACGUCUUUUGGCAUUGCCUGCUGCUGGUGUACCUACUGUGCCUCCUGCCCCACACCCAGGUUCCCCAGACAGCUGCAGUAGUGGGCCCACCACUUCUUUUACACCUGCCACCAGCAAUCAUCCUACGGCACCAUCGUCUUCCCUUGCCGUUCCGGGUGCUCCUCCGCCCUAUGCGUCAGUGCUCAAGCCCAAGCCAAUCCUGGUGGAUAAGCAAUCUUCAGAACCCAAUACUCCAACUAACAAGUAUUUUGAAAGACCUAUGACCAGAGGGAAUUCUGAUGUCUCUCAAAGAAUGAAAAAACGAGUUACUUUAAGCUCGCUGCCGUCCCGCCAUUCCUUAGAGGCGAAGGAGCCUGACUUGCUACAGGUGCCACAGGUGGUACAGAUAGAGCACGUGGCUGCCCCAUACAUCGACGAAGACUGUGAUUCAAGCAACCAAGAUGAUGACAACAGUACAAUCGUAACUGAGUAUGACUCAUUAGAGCCAGCCACAAUCCUAGAGGAGAAUGAGCUCUCCACCUUAAUCAUCCCUACCAUCUCUGCAUCUGUUGCCCAGGAAGGCGCAACUCUACAGGUUCCCCCACCAGGCAUUCUGAGCCACUCUGGAAACCUGAAUCAUCAUAGCAGUUAUCAGCAUUAUCACCCCCUUCACCAUCACUAUCCGCGCCACCUACAUUAUACUCACCAUCUUUCACACCGACCACCUUCAUCUUCGUCGUCAUACACACUACUGCCCGUCCUUGAGCCACCAGUAUUGGUGACAGAGAGCAUUGAGCUACAUGCUACUGAAGGUUCAGAGCUCUUGCCACCAGAAAUUGUCACAACCAUCCCCAUGGAGGAAUCAUUGUCAUGAUGGUGCAAGAAAGGACAAGAACACUUCUUGCUCAGGGCAUUCUAAAAUUUAUUUUAUUUUUUAUCAAUACAGUACAGUAUUCUUAUCCCUCUCUUUAACUAUUUGUACUUUAACUCUCCUUCUUUAUACCCAUGUUACUAGUUAACACAAGAAAAUAGAAUAAUAAUCAAUUUUAGACAAAGAAUUCUAGUUAUUAACUUUGGUACAUGUGUUAACUGAGAACUUGAGCUUUAAUUUAUACUUGUAGGCUCUGAUGAACACUAUAUCCUCAAUUUCCCAUGGUGGCUUAUUAUUAAAUCAUUCCUAUGGCUCACUCAGAAUUGAAGGGUUAUCUUAAACAAGGUAAGUUUGGGUAGGGACAGAAUGUUCUGUGUUGGGCUCUGGCUGUCAGUAAAAGUCUCAAACUUCUUACCCAUUGCUGUCAUAAAGUACUACUUUGUAGUAAUUUUACACAAACAAUAUACUCGCUCUUGUUAAGAAUAAAUAUAUAUAUAUAUAU